Molecule: messenger RNA, 2454 nt
Organism: Sparassis crispa
Lineage: Eukaryota; Fungi; Basidiomycota; Agaricomycetes; Polyporales; Sparassidaceae
Product: Cell division control protein
Exons: 11
Coding region: 1-2454 (817 amino acids)
Biological process (GO): mitotic spindle disassembly; autophagosome maturation; retrograde protein transport, ER to cytosol
Cellular component (GO): VCP-NPL4-UFD1 AAA ATPase complex; cytosol; nucleus
Molecular function (GO): polyubiquitin modification-dependent protein binding; ATP hydrolysis activity; ATP binding
Source: RefSeq, a predicted model, not a curated record
AUGGCUGACCCCAGUGGUGCACCCCCCGGUCCUGGCCCAAACGACAUCUCUACGGCCAUCCUGAGGCCCAAGAAAUCGCCCAACCGCCUUCUUGUUGAUGAGGCAACCUCGGACGACAACUCUGUUGCAACACUCAACCCGGCCACAAUGGAGACUCUCCAGCUCUUCCGAGGCGAUACCAUUAUCGUGCGGGGCAAGAAGCGGCACGACACCGUCCUGAUUUGCUUGAGCUCCGAUGAUGUCGAGGAGGGCAAAAUCCAGAUCAACAAGGUGGCUCGAAACAAUUUGCGAGUUAAGCUUGGCGACAUGGUCAAUGUGCACCCGUGCUUGGACAUCAAGUAUGGCAAACGUGUGCACAUCCUGCCCUUUGACGACUCCGUCGAGGGUCUCAGUGGAAACAUUUUCGAUGUCUACCUGAAGCCAUACUUCCUGGAAGCAUAUCGCCCCGUUCGGAAAGGCGACACAUUCCUCGUUCGUGGUGGAAUGCGAACAGUGGAGUUUAAGGUCAUCGAGACUGACCCUGCGGAGUUCUGUAUUGUUGCGCAAGAUACUGUCAUCCACACUGAGGGUGAUCCCGUCAAACGUGAGGAUGAGGAGUCCAACCUGAACGAGGUCGGCUACGAUGACAUUGGCGGUUGCCGCAAGCAAAUGGCGCAAAUCCGUGAGCUCGUGGAGCUGCCUCUCCGGCAUCCUCAGCUGUUCAAGUCUAUUGGUAUCAAGCCCCCACGCGGUAUCCUCAUGUACGGACCACCUGGUACGGGUAAGACGCUCAUGGCUCGCGCGGUAGCAAACGAAACUGGCGCGUUCUUCUUCUUGAUUAACGGCCCGGAGAUUAUGAGCAAGAUGGCCGGUGAGAGCGAGAGUAACUUACGGAAGGCGUUCGAAGAGGCGGAGAAGAACUCGCCCGCUAUUAUCUUCAUUGAUGAGCUCGAUUCCAUUGCGCCCAAGCGGGAGAAGACCAAUGGAGAAGUCGAGCGCCGAGUUGUGUCGCAGUUACUCACUCUUAUGGAUGGUCUCAAGGCGCGGUCCAAUGUUGUCGUUAUGGCUGCAACUAACCGACCCAACUCCAUUGACCCGGCUCUUCGACGGUUCGGACGGUUCGAUCGUGAAGUUGACAUUGGUAUCCCCGACCCAACUGGCCGUCUCGAAAUCUUGCGCAUCCAUACCAAGAACAUGAAGUUAGGCGAUGACGUUGACCUUGAGCAGAUUGCUGCCGACACUCAUGGGUACGUCGGCUCCGAUAUCGCUUCUCUGUGCUCAGAGGCUGCGAUGCAACAAAUACGUGAGAAGAUGGAUCUCAUUGACCUGGAUGAGGACACCAUCGACGCGGAGGUGCUUGACUCACUCGGCGUGACUAUGGAGAACUUCCGCUUCGCAUUGGGAACAUCGAACCCGUCGGCUCUGCGCGAGACUGUUGUGGAGGUGCCAACAGUCAAGUGGGACGACGUUGGUGGUCUCGAGAAGGUCAAGCAGGAGCUGCAAGAGACCGUGCAGUACCCGGUGGAGCAUCCCGACAAGUUCAUCAAGUACGGUAUGUCGCCGUCUAAGGGUGUCUUGUUCUAUGGUCCUCCUGGUACUGGUAAGACCAUGCUCGCCAAGGCCAUCGCAAACGAGACGCAAGCGAACUUCAUUUCCAUCAAGGGUCCUGAGCUGUUGACUAUGUGGUUCGGUGAAUCCGAAGCCAAUGUGCGAGAUGUCUUUGAUAAAGCCCGUGCUGCUGCUCCUUGUGUCAUGUUCUUCGAUGAGUUGGACUCCAUCGCCAAGGCUCGCGGUGGUUCGUCCGGCGACGCAGGUGGUGCAGGAGACCGUGUACUAAACCAGAUCCUCACUGAGAUGGACGGUAUGAACGUCAAGAAGAACGUGUUCAUCAUCGGUGCGACGAACAGACCGGACCAGAUCGACCCCGCGCUCCUACGUCCGGGUCGUCUUGACCAGUUGAUCUAUAUCCCUCUACCUGACGAGCCUUCACGUCUGUCGAUUCUCAGGGCGGCGCUCCGCAAGAGCCCGGUCGCGCCGGACGUCGACCUGGUGUUCCUUUCGAGAAACACCCAUGGGUUCUCUGGUGCGGACUUGACGGAGAUCUGCCAGCGUGCUGCGAAGCUCGCGAUCAGGGAGAGUAUCGAGGCUGACAUCAAAAAGGCGCGGGAGCAGAAGGAGAAGGAAGAUGCUGCCGGCGAGGAUACGAAGAUGGAGGACGAGGAGGAGGAAGAUCCUGUCCCUGUCAUCACAAGGGAUCACUUCGAGGAGGCGAUGAAGUUCGCGCGUCGUUCAGUGUCGGAUGCGGAUAUCCGACGAUAUGAGAUGUUCGCCCAGAACCUGCAACAAUCACGUUCGUUUGGGGCAACAUUCAAGUUCCCCGAGAGUGGCAAUGCGCCCGCGGGUGCUGCCGCCCCGGCGCCGGCGGCAAAUGCAGGGUUCGGGGAGGACACGCAGGACGACGACCUGUAUGCAUGA